Aureobasidium musti is the source of this 1191-nucleotide messenger RNA. The record is from the annotation of a GenBank genome assembly. Lineage: Eukaryota; Fungi; Ascomycota; Dothideomycetes; Dothideales; Saccotheciaceae.
AUGGCCUCUGUAAACAGCUUCCCUACAAUCAAGGCCGUCAAGACCUUCGUCGUUCAGGGCGUUGGUUCUGGCGGUGACUAUCACAAUGUCAAGGGCGGUCAUUGGCUGAUCGACUCCAAGAUUGCGACUCCUAUGUCUGGAUACGACAAGUACCGCAAGUCACGAACUUCGUUUGGCAUCAAUGUCCUUGGCUCUUUCUGCGUCGAGAUUGAGUCUACAGAUGGCAAGAAGGGCUUUGCUACUGGUUUCGGUGGUCCACCGGCAUGUUGGCUUGUUGCUGAGCACUUCAACAGAUUCCUGAUUGGCGCUGCUGUUAUCUCCGUCAUCGAUCUGGCUGUCUGGGAUCUGCUGGGCAAGAUUAGAAACGAACCCGUAUACAAGAUGAUUGGUGGUGCAACAAGAGACAGACUCAACUUCUACUGCACUGGUCCCGCGCCGUCUGCUGCUAAGAGAAUGGGCUUCUUUGGUGGCAAAGUCGCCCUUCCUUACAGCGCCGCUGAGGGCUUCGAGGGCAUGAGAAAGAACAUUGAAUACUUGACUCAGAUGCGUGAGAGUGUCGGUCCCGACUUUCCGCUCAUGGUCGACUGUUGGAUGAGUCUGACUGUCCCCUACACCAUUGAGAUCGCCGAGAAGUGCAAGCACCUUAAUAUCAACUGGUGGGAAGAGACUCUUUCUCCCGAUGAUUUUGAUGGUCAUGCUCUUCUGAAGCGUGCUCACCCUGCCAUCAAGUUCACCACCGGUGAGCACGAAUACACUAGAUACGGCUUCCGCAAGCUCAUCGAGGGUCGCAACAUCGACAUCCUCCAGCCUGAUGUUAUGUGGCUUGGUGGCUUGACUGAAUUGCUGAAGGUCUCGGCUCAGGCUGCUGCAUAUGAUAUUCCUGUGGUUCCCCACGCAAGUGGUCCCUACAGCUACCACUUCGUUGUCUCACAGACAAACUCACCAUUCCAGGAAUACCUUGCCAAUUCUCCUGACGGCCAGUCGGUUCUACCUGUGUUCGGAAACCUUUUCCUCAACGAGCCUAUCCCUGAGAAGGGUUACCUCGAUGUGUCCGUUCUGGACAAGCCUGGAUUUGGUCUCGAGGUGAAUCCUUCUGCUCCUUUGAUCGAUGCCGCUGGUAUUCUCAAUCCUGCCCCUUCAAGAUCAUUGGCCGACCCUACGGUCCCUGAAGGUGUUCAGAAUGAGAAGACG